Messenger RNA from Rhagoletis pomonella (apple maggot), 660 nucleotides. Its product is annotated as CUGBP Elav-like family member 4. The transcript is spliced from 5 exons. Lineage: Eukaryota; Metazoa; Arthropoda; Insecta; Diptera; Tephritidae. The record is from RefSeq and is a predicted model, not a curated record. Gene Ontology annotation, biological process: mRNA splice site recognition; regulation of alternative mRNA splicing, via spliceosome. The coding region runs from base 1 to 660 and encodes 219 amino acids. Gene Ontology annotation, molecular function: mRNA 3'-UTR binding. Gene Ontology annotation, cellular component: cytoplasm; ribonucleoprotein complex; nucleus.
AUGAUUAUACUCCAAGCGACGUUUCAGAAGAACUUGAACAACGUAUGUGUAUUUGGUAUGAGUGAUAAAAGCAGUAUCACUAACAGCCUUCCCAAUAGUCCUAUUCAUACUUCCACGUCGGCCAACAACAAUAACAACAGCAGCAUUAACGGAAAUAAUGGCUGCAAUAAGAGUCCAACUCUGCUCAAGAAUAGCAAUAGCAACAGCAGCACAGGCCUUAUCAACGGCAGCAACAACAAUGGACCACCAAGUCUGUGUAAUGCCAAUGGCAACAAUAACAACAACACAUGCAGUGCCAAUCGUAACGUUCUCGACAAUGAAUCACCAUGCUUCCGCAUGGAUGCCGACGUGCCGUUCGGCGAGAAGGAGCCCGACCCAGACAAUAUCAAAAUGUUUGUUGGGCAAGUGCCAAAAUCCAUGGAUGAAGCACAAUUGCGUGAAAUGUUUGAGGAGUAUGGUCCAGUACAUUCAAUAAAUGUACUGCGCGAUAAAGCGACUGGAAUCAGUAAAGGUUGUUGUUUUGUGACAUUUUAUACACGUCGCGCUGCCUUAAAAGCCCAAGAUGCUCUGCAUAAUGUAAAAACGUUAAACGGGAUGUAUCAUCCUAUUCAAAUGAAGCCAGCGGAUAGCGAAAAUCGAAAUGGUAAGUGCGGGCGAUAA